Messenger RNA from Colletotrichum phormii, 292 nucleotides. RefSeq lists its product as uncharacterized. The transcript has a single exon. The coding region runs from base 5 to 253 and encodes 82 amino acids. NCBI's taxonomy places the organism in Eukaryota, Fungi, Ascomycota, Sordariomycetes, Glomerellales, Glomerellaceae. The record is from RefSeq and is a predicted model, not a curated record.
CUCCAUGGUUUUCUCUCUCUUGGCUUCCCUUCUCAUCGUCCACGAUCUUAUAUGCUGCCUCAUGUAUUACCUCUACAACUGUCUCUACCAAAUCCCAGGAAAGAGACAAUUUCCAGCGACGUCAGACGCACUUGAGUUAGCCUCUGUGCCUGGCAGUACCAAAAAUAAGGGCAACAUGGUAAAGGUAAUUAGGGGACCUGGGAUGGGGGCAUCCCAUUCAUCACUCAUCAUCCAUCCUGGUAGAAAUUGUUAGUGCAUCCAAAUGUUCCCGUCUCUCCGCUGGACGAAAGGC